GUGCAGUACUUCUUAGAAAAGGGGGGGCGGGAAACACGGAAGCGGAAGGCUGUGUGCCGAGGCAGCUUGUUGUAGGCGGGGCUUGGGCCCGUCGUCCCCUGCGUGUCGUGUGCGCAGAGAGGGGCUGGGCUGGCGCUGGGCUCGCCUCGGGGUCGAAAAGGAGCCGUUGGUUUCGCGCGCGUUUUGCCCUGUGCGUGCAGCAGACAUGCUGGGGUGUCCUUGGUGCCCAGCAACAGCCCUUUGAGCGGGAGGCUGUUGUAAGCGACGGAACGGUGAAGGCCCGCCCCCUUUGCGAGCCCCUACCUUAGGAAGGGCAUCUGCGUGGUGAGGAUGGAAGUUGGGGGUCUUCCUGGCCUUUAAAAGAGCUGUCGUCGCAGCUUCUCCACUUAAGGAAACGUGUGAAAGCAAACAAGCCGGAUAGUUGGAUUCGGGCUGCAUGUUCUGCUCUGGGGUGAAACGGUUGUGAAUGAAACACAGACAAGAAGUUUCCUCUGAACUUCGUAUUGCACACAAGUCUCUUUUCUUCUCAGAAGCUGAUGAUGCUCUAGCCACCUUCUCUACCUGGACUGAAAAUGUCAAAGAAAUUGGAGGCUCCACUUUCCUUGUCAGACUGUUGUUGUAAUAUUUGCAUGGAAAUAUUUCUGGAACCAGUCACAUUGCCAUGCCACCACACUCUCUGCAAAUCCUGUUUCCAGCUUACAGUGGAAAAAGCCAGUCUGUGUUGCCCUUUCUGCCGUCGGCGAGUCUCUUCUUGGGCAAGAUAUAAUGCCCGCAAAAACACUCUUGUUAAUGUAGAAUUGUGGGGAAAGAUUCAAAAGUAUUUCCCAGAAGAAUGCCAACGUAGAAUUAAUGGACAGGACCUAGAAGAAGAUGCAUGCAUACCUCAGCCAGUACACUGCUUAAGUAAGCCUGGAGAAUUAAGGCAAGAAUAUGAAGCUGAGAUUACCAAGGUGGAAGCAGAAAGACAAGCUCAUGAACAAGAAGAAAGCAAAGUAAGUGAAGAGUAUAUUCAAAGGCUGUUGGCAGAAGAGGAGGCAGAGCGGAGGGUAACGGAAGAAAAGAAAAAACAGAUGGCAGAACAAUUAUUAAAAGAUGAAAUGUUAGCACGCGAACUGAGUUUCAGUCUGGUAAGUUUGCUCAAGAACAGCUCUAGUGAGGAGCACUUACUUAGCAGUCUGUCUCCUGGCCCAUCCCCGUCUAAUUCCUGCAGAACAUCAAAAAAUAAAUCAAGCAAGUCUGGAAACAUCAUUAAGUAUUUAUCUCCAAAGUCCAGUACUGCUUUUCCUUCAAAGCUGCUCUCCAAAAAUUUAGAGGAAGAAAUCAUUGGCUCAUCUUCUGGGGAGAACAACAGCACUAAAAACAACUUUACGUGUGGGGAGGAAAGAAAAGAAGAUGAAAUGCCCACAUUGUCUCCACAGAUGAUCAAUGAGGUGAGGAAUACUAAAGAAUCCUUUUUAGACUCACCUAUGCCACAAUUAAAUAUAUGCACUAAAAUUGAAUCUAGCCCUCUUGGCCGCGAUCUGUCAUGUUUUUCCAGUCAUCAGGUAAAUGAACUAGCAAAUGAGCUUUCCAGUAUUGGGCAUAGGGAAGACCCUGCAACAGAAUCUUCUUUCUCAAAGAGAGGUGUAGCUGGUUCUGACUUUAAAAAUGGCAAUUUUAUAAGAAAUACGCACUUGGCAAAACAUGCGAAAAUCAAUUCUUUUCAGGAAACAUUAAUUUCUGCAACAUCCGAUAACCAGAAGAACAGCAGCAUUGCAACCUGUGACUUAGUAAAGGUGCUGGAAAUCAACCCAGUAGAAAAUAAAGACCAUAGUGGCUCUCCAAUCACUAAAGGUAUUACAAAGAGAAAAUCUCAAGAUUCUCCUGAGACAGCCAUGGAUUCAUGCUUGAAUGAUAAAAGAAGAAAAACUUCCUUACAAAGUGAUGAAGAUGAAGAGGAGUUUGAUAUACAAAAGCAGAUGAGUUUGGAGCAGCAGCUUUAUGAAAGGUAUAAGCAAGAAGAAGAGGACAGACGUCUAGCUUUGAAGCUUCAGAAGGAAAUAGACAAAGAACAGAAGACAACAAAUCGCAAAAAAGGCUCUCCAGAUGAGUACCAUUUGCGCCCCAAAACAUCUCCAUCAGCGACGGAAUCCUCUCCUGUAAGGAAAUCCUGCAAACUUUCAAAUAACUCAAUGCCUCCAAACAGCCAAACUGAAGCAGGUCAACACAAAUUGCGGAGAGCUUCUCACAAUGAAAAUUGGAAACCCUCUCACAAGCUCCGGACAAAGUCACCUGGUGUAAAAGAAGGAAAUGUUUUGAACUGUGUCCUCAACAGCUCUAAGAAUGCAGAAUUGCUGCCCAACAGACAAAAAACAAUUCUUCAGAUGUUUAAGAAGUCUUCCUCAAAAUAGGAGGUCAGGAGUUCCUAUGAAGGCACUGUGCCAUUAUUGGGAAUUAAAGAAGGAAUUACCUUUUGGAAAGCUGAUUCAGUUACAUUAUCUAUGUAGAGAAUAUGCUUUCAGAAUUAAUGUGCUCCUUGGCUGGGAACCAGUAAUGCCUGCUGUAUGUCCAUUUACAUUGACUUCUUGUUCUGAGUUAUUUAACAUGCUUGGUAACAAGUUAUUCUGAGUGACGAGAGAUUACCAGCCUAUAUAGUUUAUGUUGAUGCUGUGCUUUUGUCCCAGAAUGUAUCUUCAAAGCAGCUUCCAGUGAUAUAUUCCCCCACAGGCCCACACUCAAGAGUAGUAAGUGAAUGGAGGUGGAUUAUGGGAACAAUAACAUUUCUGUGUAUCGAGUAAAUGUGAAUGUUAUAGGUCAUAUUUUACUAGAACACCCUCAUGCUUAAGUUGAUAUGAUUGAUACUAUUGCCCAUAUUGAAUGAAGUGUUAAUUAGGCCUGUUGGAAUGUCCAUUUCUGAGAAUGUAUGUACCACCACCACCUCUGGUGCCACAUGAAGGCAGGCACUCCUAGCAUAGCCAACUCCAUGCAGAACUUGCCAUUUCUGACAUGGGUUGGUGGGGGACCUCUUCUGCAGAGCCCGAGCCCAUGGGGAAGCCUGAGAAGGCACAUGAGGAUGCCUUGAGUGCCUUCUGGGCAUCCCUGCACCCUUUUCUGGCCAUAUCUCUGGGCUUCAGUUGUGUAGAAGAGGCUCCACUGGUGCUGGAUAUGGCAGGUACUGCAAGGAGCUGGAUUUAAUAGCAAGUGUCUCAAAUUCAUUCUUUACAUCUCCCCAUAACAUAUUUGCCAUUGACUAUUAAGAUGCCAUAUACUGCUCCCAUAUGAACAGAUUUUCUAUUCUUUGAAAUACAAAUUUGCAUUUGUUUAGAACAUCUAUCAGAAUGGCUUUCAAGUCAGAGAGAACCCAUCUAUCUUGAAUGGACCCCCGCCCCGCUGCAGUUCUUUAGGGAACCUAAACUAUUUAACACAUUUUGAAAUAAUAUCUAGUAAAUGGUAGAUUAUAUCCAGCCUUUGUGUGCAUGGAAAGAAGUACCUGGGAGAUCUAUAUACAACCCAAAGUCAGCAAGAAAACGAUGUGUAUUUUGUAUACUAUGUAUAUUUUCAAAUUAUACUACUUAUAAGUAACAUGCUAGAAACUUUUUACAGAUAAUACACUGGUCUUUGCAGACAACAAGCAACAAACAAGCCCUAUAGAAUUUGUUCUUAUUACUGUUGUCCAGUUCUUCUGCAGAACCCAGACCUAAAAAUAAAUGUUUUAACUGAG
Molecule: messenger RNA, 3700 nt
Organism: Hemicordylus capensis (graceful crag lizard)
Lineage: Eukaryota; Metazoa; Chordata; Lepidosauria; Squamata; Cordylidae
Gene: RNF168
Product: ring finger protein 168
Exons: 7
Coding region: 573-2390 (605 amino acids)
Biological process (GO): double-strand break repair; protein ubiquitination
Cellular component (GO): nucleus; site of double-strand break
Molecular function (GO): nucleosome binding; ubiquitin-protein transferase activity
Source: RefSeq, a predicted model, not a curated record